CCAGUGGGCAUAGCUUUUCACAAAAAUGCUAAUAAAUUCCAAAACUAUUUGACAUAAAGUUUAAAACUUGAUAUGUACACUGACAGUUAUCUCAGGACUACAGUCAUAAGGUUUUAGCCCAGUAUAAUCAUAUCAUGGCACUAUAGAGGUCCAAAUAUAAAAAAGAAAUAAAAUCUCUGCAUAGAUUUGCUACAAUGACAAAAGCCCUCAUUAAGAACAUAGGUAUCUGCGUAUUGGAUUUACUCAUCUAAACUUCUGAGUUAUUCCAUAACCGCUUGGCUGAUUCUUAUGAAACUGAAACCAUAUUACUAGAAGGUGGCACCCAGUAACCCAAUAUCAAAUUUUAUGGCAAUUGGCCAAUUUGUGAUGCUAUAAUAGUCUGCAAAAACUGUGAUUAUUAAACAAUCAUAACUCCUGCAAUUUUUUUACUUUGAGGCUUGACAACGUCAGAAGUCCCUCCUCGCAAAACUUCUAGUAGUUCCAAAACUGGCAUAAAGUUAUGAAAUGUGUUAUGUGUAAACAUGUUAUGUGUAUUGAUAGUUCAAGACUCCAGCCCCAGAGGCUUAAUCAAACCACAUGGUGGCGUUAUGCUGAGGAUGCUGCUUGGAUCUUGGGAAUCACUGCUUGCAGCUGUAUUUCUCUUCAUUUUUCUUUUUCUAUUUUUUAAGGCCUGCGAGGGUUUCCUUCCCAGUUUUUUUUUCAGUGUUUUAUCAUUUGUAUCAAAUCAGCUAAAGAUAAACCUAAUCCAAAACACACAACACAAAUAUGCUAGAUCUUAUCUCCCACAUACAUAGCACAGGCUUCGCUGUCCUCUCUCUGAAGUUGAUAAUGAAAAUAUUUUGUCUUUGGAAGUUAAUGUUGUGAAAAUGUUGUGAAAAUGGGAGACGGGAUCCAUUAAAUUAAUGAACUACUGUUAUUUGGAUUUUCUUUUCCUUCCAAAUCAUUCAUAGACAUCAGACUUUGGAUUUAUUUCCUAUAACGAUCAGCCUCCAAACACGAAAGCACCCAAGGCUUUUGGCCACAGUAAAGGGGUUGUGAUGAUGGAUAAAACAACUGGGGUCUGGCUGCUACACAGCACACCAAAGUUCCCCUACGACAGAAAACAAGGCAUAUUCUGGCCUGAAUCUGGAACAAGAAAUGCUCAGAUUUUUAUCUGUGUAACAUUUGCCUACAGCCAAUUUGACAAAAUAGGUGAACACCUCCUGAACAUCAGAGCUUUCCCAUUUGAUCAUUACAUUCCAAAUAACUUUCAUCGAGAGCUCCGCCGUGUUGUAAAUAAAGAAGACAUCAAUCCAAACCAAAGACCUUUCCUGGCCCAGGUGUUGACAUCAUCAGCUGGUCAAACGUUCAGAAGUUUUGCUAAAUACAGCUCAAGUUCAUGCAAUGGCACAGAUAUUUAUCCUCUUAUUGCCAAGAACCUGAAGAGUAACCUGGCUGCCCAGACCUGGAGGGGAAACGCAGAAGAUAAGGAGUCAGACUUCCCUGAAGAGGGGACGGGAGGCUGUUCAGAGGGGACCGGUAACUGUAUGGAAGAGGGGAGGAGGGAAGACAGUCUGGAGGAGGGGACGGUAGGCUGUUCAGAGGGGACAGGAGACUGUCCAGACAGAUGGAGAGUUUCCACUAUUCUUAAAAUAGAGAUGCUUAAAAUGGGCCAGAAGGUUUCAUGGCGCAAUGGACGAGAUCAUUCCAAGUGGUGUGUGACUGAGGAUCAGAAAAAUCCAUGGACCUGUAUUGCUGAUUUGAACAGAGCACAACCGCAACACAAGAGGCCGGGGGGGGCUCUAUGUAUUUAUACGAGACGUUUACGGAGGAUGUUCACGGGUUUCAUUAAGCGUAAAAAUCUUGAAGUAGUUUAGUUUGGUCACAUUUCUGAAGCCAACUGUCCAAUUCAAGUGGGUAUUGUGAUAGUUUUACUGAUACUGCUGCCAUCAAUAUCGUUUAUCGUUUAUGUACUUUAUCGAUACUUUUAUCAGUCAAAACACAGCACUGCUUUGUGCUUAUGACGUGCUUGUGAGUGCUUCAUUAGAGAGCUGGUAUUACCUCCCUAACACGCGACAACCGUUUGACAUAAAUUGCAUUCAGUUUUAUUUUCGUACAUUUUUUGUUUUUAAGUGAGCACACUUUGGGGCGUUUUAACCAGUCCGUCAAGACUGGAUCGCACAGAGUGUAAGGAGUAAACAAACAAUGGAAAUAGCUUAAUCGAAUUACAUCAGCAAGAAAUGUAUUAUUGGCUAACUGCUGUUUUU
Molecule: messenger RNA, 2246 nt
Organism: Anguilla rostrata (American eel)
Lineage: Eukaryota; Metazoa; Chordata; Actinopteri; Anguilliformes; Anguillidae
Product: plancitoxin-1-like
Exons: 4
Coding region: 1038-1856 (272 amino acids)
Biological process (GO): apoptotic DNA fragmentation
Molecular function (GO): deoxyribonuclease II activity
Source: RefSeq, a predicted model, not a curated record